Messenger RNA from Gasterosteus aculeatus aculeatus (three-spined stickleback), 2361 nucleotides. RefSeq names its product visinin-like 1a (gene vsnl1a). Gene Ontology annotation, molecular function: calcium ion binding. The record is from RefSeq and is a predicted model, not a curated record. Lineage: Eukaryota; Metazoa; Chordata; Actinopteri; Perciformes; Gasterosteidae.
UCAGAAGCAGCAUCUUACGGUCCUUCAGAGCACGGCUCAGCGGCUCAGAGGCGCUUCAGCAGCAUCGAACCAGCAGCGGCGGAGCAGCAGACCGGCGAGCCGCUUCCCUCCCCGCAGGUUUAGUCUCAGCACGCCGGACAGCUGACCGGAUUCUCCCGCGGACUGCGCACUCUCUCUCUCUCUCUCUCCAGGCAUAAUGGGGAAACAGAACAGCAAGCUGACCCCCGAGGUGAUGGAGGACCUGGUGAAGAACACAGAGUUUAAUGAACACGAGCUGAAGCAGUGGUACAAGGGUUUCCUGAAGGACUGUCCCACCGGCCGCCUCAACCUGGAGGAGUUCCAGCAGCUGUAUGUUAAGUUCUUCCCGUACGGCGACGCGUCCAAGUUCGCCCAGCACGCCUUCAGAACCUUCGACAAGAACAGCGACGGCACCAUCGACUUCAGAGAGUUCAUCUGCGCGUUGUCCAUCACGUCGCGGGGCAGCUUCGAGCAGAAGCUCAACUGGGCCUUCAACAUGUACGACCUGGACGGGGACGGCAAGAUCACCAGGGUGGAGAUGCUGGAGAUCAUCGAGGCGAUCUACAAGAUGGUCGGCACGGUGAUCAUGAUGAAGAUGAACGAGGACGGCCUGACGCCCCAGCAGAGGGUGGACAAGAUCUUCUCCAAGAUGGACAAGAACAACGACGACCAGAUCUCGCUGGACGAGUUCAAAGAGGCGGCCAAGGGCGACCCGUCCAUCGUACUACUGCUGCAGUGCGACCUCCAGAAAUAGGACGCCGGCGCCACGGACUGCAGAGAGGAUUUCAUGUUCCAUUCAGUUUGCAGCUAUCUCCACUGAAAAAAAUAAUAUAUAUAUAUAUAUGCUUGGACUACCUUUCAAUGGAUCUGCUUCUUGUGUUUGAAACACUCGUGUGCAUGAGAAUGUUAAUUGCUAUCAAAAAAAAAAAAUCCACACACAACAUAUGGUCCCGUGUGCGGGUGUACGCCGCACACACACUCAGCAGACACACACACACACACACACUUUGCACAGAUAAUAUAUACAGAAAUAUAUGAAUUUCAUUUAUUUAAAAGAUCAACUGCCAAAAUGUGAAGUGUGCAAAGUAUUUUCCACGCGGCCUCGUUCUACCAGACGCUCGCUCAUCAGCGAUGCGCCGUGUUGAAUCCGCCGCCGCUCUAUUUAUUGUUCCGCGUUCACUGCCCCGAGCCAUGUGCGUUCACCACACCGAGUAAUCAACUGCACCGAACCCCCGCGGCCACGCGUCUGCCUCCUACGUCCGCUCAACGGGACAACAACAACAUGCUCGUGCUGUCAGUAGACGGAUGUAAACGUAGUUCAUUUGCAUGCCUUUAGGUUUUUGCCUUAAAAAGGAUCCCUCGUUCUGCAUCCCGUGGCCUUGUGGGAGCGGCGCUGAAUCCCCGAGGAAGGUCUUCGGUGGAAAGGGAGUAGCUCCCUCUGCCAGUGUUCCUGUGGUGCGUCGAAGCAUGUUUCCUAGUAGAAUGGCUGUAGUAUAUGUUGCUGAGCACUCCCCCCCCCAUGCAUCUAAACUCUCAUUACCAAUUAGCACAUGUUGAAUGUAGAAGAAUCCGUCCUUUUGAACCCACAUCCGAGAUUAGAAGAAGAGAGAUAAGUUGGUAGACUUGUGAUGGGACAGAACGAAUGGAGCUUCAGCUGCACUUCCAUUAGAAAGAAGAUCUCACUGCGCACCAGCCUGCAGGCUGCACACCGACGCGAUUACGAUGUGAGACUUGAGCGCUAAAGGACAGGUUGGAGGAAUCUGGCCACACAAACAGCUGCGUUGGUCUUUUUCGGUGGAAGUCAGUGGGAAGCGGCGAGAGGCGACGUGUAGAAGCCUGUAAAGCCAUAGUUGUUACAUCGUUUGGACCGAUUCACAAAUCCUACCAAGUAUUUCUCUCAGUCAAUCUUUUUGUACUUUUUUACUCCCUUGUCUCACACACUCUGGUGCAUUCCAAAUGUAGAGAAGUUGAGCGAAGCGCGGCGUCUCCUAUAAAACCACCCUGGGAAGAAACCCCGUGAGCUCGCCUCGACCCGUGAGAGAAGCGCAGACCUCCAACCGGCGUCCACACUACCAAGUGUUUCAGGAGACGAGAUACUUCACAAACCGCACUAAGCAUCCAGCACACCGCUCCAUUGUCCCGUCACAGCAGUGUCCAUCUGACCCGUCCAGACGAUGUUUCUAAUUCCAACCGUGUUACUACUGUUGUUGCUAUGGAGAUACCAAAUGUAAGCAAAGGCUAACGUGUACAAGGAUUCCUUUGUAGCAUGUAUUGUGUCCCCGACGACAUGGCUGCACUACUCCCUGUGUUGUGAUUUAAUCUAAUAAAAGGAACUCUAUGGGC